AUGGCCCUUAGUGUUCAUGCAUCAGUGAGAAAGGAAGAAGCUGUUAAGGCCGCAUCUGUGAGGAAGCCUUUUCCGUCUGUUGCCCCUGGUCCGGCUAAGAAGCCGAGGUUUGAGCCGAGUUUCCGUGGUGGAUACCAAGGCUCCGGUUCUAGGCAGAGUUCUGAUCCGUCCAAGUGUCGGAGGUGUGAGAAGCCUAUUCAUCCGGGAAAGGAUUGUGAGGGUGCUGCCAUUGUUUACUUCUAUUGUAGGGAAGCGGGUCACAAGAGUUAUGAGUGUCCCAAGAAUCCGAGGGCUACAGCUAAGCCCCCUGUUCCUCCUAGUCAUUCUGCUCCGCCAAGGAAUCGGGUUUACAGUAUGACUCAUUCCGACGCCGAUGUUCAUCCCGACGUCAUCUCUGGUACCUUUCUUGUUAAUUUUGUCCCUGCUUCUGUGUUGUUUGAUUAUGGUGCUUUUGUGUCUUGUGUGUCUGAUUCUUUUGCCAAGAAAGCUAAUUUGACUUCAAGUUCUCCUGUUCGGACUCUUAUUUCUCUACCUUUUGGUGAGAAUUACCCUUGUUUGGCCCAGUAUUGUGGGGUGCCUAUCUCUGUGUUGGGUAUUGAUCUGCCUGCCGAUCUCAAGGCAUUCUCCAUGGUCGAGUUUGAUGUUAUUUUGGACAUGGACUGGUUGUUCAAGUAUCGUGCUCAGAUUCAUUGCCGCGAUCAAAAAGUGACUCUUCGUAGUCCAUGUGGCAAGCGUAUCUCCUAUAGUGGAGUGGUGUUGAAGAAGGGAGUAAAGCUCGUAUCUGCUCUCAAAAUGCAAAGGCUCCGUCAGAAAGGGGAGCAAGUGUUCCUCUGUAUGGUGAAAGAUUUGACCCAAGAAGCGAAGUUAGAGGACAUCCCUGUUGUUCGUGAGUAUCCGGACGUUUUUCCUGAUGAGCUACCGGGUAUCCCUCCUGAAAGAGAAGUUGAGUUCAGCAUUGACUUAACUCCUGGUACUGCUCCUCUGUCAAAGGCCCCGUAUAGGAUGGCGCCUGCUGAGUUGCAAGAGUUAAAGACUCGGUUGCAAGAAUUGAUUGAUAAGGGAUUUAUUAGGCCAAGUGUCUCGCCGUGGGGUGCUCCUGUGCUGUUUGUCAAAAAGAAGGAUGGGAAUCUGUUUGACCAGCUAAAGGGUGCGGGUGUAUUCUCAAAGAUAGACCUGAGGUCAGGUUAUCACCAGAUUCCGGUGAAGAAGGAUGAUAUUCCUAAGACCGCCUUCCGAACAAGAUAUGGGCACUAUGAGUUCGUGGUCAUGCCCUUCGGUCUUACUAAUGCCCCUGCUGUAUUCAUGGAUCAGAUGAACCGCUCUUUCCAUGAGUUCCUGGAUUCGUGUGUAGUCGUUUUCAUCGACGAUAUCCUGGUGUACUCUAAGAAUGAAGAAGAGCAUGAGAGGCAUCUGAGGUUGAUCUUGGGUAUUCUAAGGCAACAUAAAUGGUUUGCAAAGUUCUCCAAGUGUGAGUUCUGGCUGAAGGAGGUGUCGUUCCUAGGCCAUGUUAUCAGCAAGGAUGGAGUGAUGGUAGAUCCUUCCAAAGUUAGAGCUGUGGUGGAAUGGGAGAGUCCUAAGAAUGUUUCCGAGAUCCGGAGUUUCUUUGGUCUUGCGGGUUACUAUCGGAGGUUUGUCAAGGACUUCUCAAGGAUAGCUCAGCCGUUGACUAAAUUGAUGAAGAAUGAGAGGAAAGUGGUGGCAUAUGCAUCCAGGCAGUUGAAGGUGCAUGAAAAGAAUUACCCUACUCAUGAUUUGGAGUUGGCUGUUGUGGUGGUGUUUACCGACCACAAAAGCCUCAAGUACAUAUUCACUCAAAGAGAUUUGAAUGUGAGGCAGAGAAGAUGGUUGGAGCUAAUCAAGGAUUACGAUCUGCAGCUUGAUUACCAUGAGGGCAAAGCUAAUGUGGUUGCGGAUGCUCUCAACCGUAAGUCGAAGCAUUAUCUUAAUGCGGUUAGAAUUCUUCCCAGAGACUUAUGUGAUGAAUUUCGGAAGCUUGAAAUCGAGGUGGUACCUCGGGGUUCGGUGGAAACUCUCUGUGCUAUGAGUGCCGAGCCUGCCUUGUUCCAAGAGUUGCGAGAGAAGCAGAAGUAUGAUCCUAAGUUGGAAAAGAUCCGUGAAGCUAAGGCUCAGGGCCGAGCCGAAAAUUUCGAAGUCGAUUCCGAGGGAGGUCUAAAGUUUAUGAGUCGUUGGUGUGUGCCUAAUGACUUGGAGCUUAAGAAGAAGAUUCUCGAAGAAGCUCAUUGUACUCCUACUCAGUUCAUCCUGGGGUGA
This is a messenger RNA of Beta vulgaris subsp. vulgaris (sugar beet), 2271 nucleotides long. RefSeq lists its product as uncharacterized. Gene Ontology annotation, molecular function: nucleic acid binding; zinc ion binding. The record is from RefSeq and is a predicted model, not a curated record. The transcript is spliced from 4 exons. The coding region runs from base 1 to 2271 and encodes 756 amino acids. Lineage: Eukaryota; Viridiplantae; Streptophyta; Magnoliopsida; Caryophyllales; Amaranthaceae.